AUGAAUUCAAAGAAAACUGUUGCUCCUUAAGGUAAAAAUUUUGGCGUUGCUAACAAGAAGUAACCUUAAUAAAGACCUGGUUUGACUGAAGAUGAAAUUGAAGAAAUAAGAGAAGCCUUCAACUUAUUCGAUACUGAAGGUUCUGGUAAGAUUGAUCCCAGAGAAUUAAAAGCAGCCAUGCAAUCGUUGGGUUUUGAAAAUAAGAAUCCUACUAUCUAUGGUAUGAUCGCUGAUUUAGAAAGUUAAGGAACAGAAAUUGAUUUUGAAGAUUUCUUAGAUGCUAUUACCUCAAAGCUUGGAGACAAAGAAACUAGAGACGGAAUUAACAAAAUCUUUGAGUUAUUUGAUGAUGAUUAAACUAAGAGUAUUACUUUGAAGAAUUUAAUGCGUGUUGCUAAGGAAUUAGGUGAAACAAUGACCUAAGAAGAAUUAGCUGAGAUGUUAGAACGUGCCGCUAGCAAUAGCAGAGAAAUUACCCCUGAAGAUUUCUACAACAUCAUGGUCAAGAAAACUUUCUGA
Molecule: messenger RNA, 519 nt
Organism: Tetrahymena thermophila SB210
Lineage: Eukaryota; Ciliophora; Oligohymenophorea; Hymenostomatida; Tetrahymenidae
Product: caltractin ICL1d
Exons: 1
Biological process (GO): mitotic cell cycle; centriole replication
Cellular component (GO): centrosome; centriole
Molecular function (GO): calcium ion binding
Source: RefSeq, a predicted model, not a curated record